Molecule: messenger RNA, 1879 nt
Organism: Vigna umbellata (rice bean)
Lineage: Eukaryota; Viridiplantae; Streptophyta; Magnoliopsida; Fabales; Fabaceae
Product: serine/threonine-protein kinase BSK6-like
Biological process (GO): protein phosphorylation; brassinosteroid mediated signaling pathway
Molecular function (GO): protein kinase activity; ATP binding; protein binding
Source: RefSeq, a predicted model, not a curated record
UCUAUGACUUUUAUUUUCCAACAUUACCUGACACACACAAAGUGUCAUAGACUAAAUGGGCUCACGACAAUGACCACUUCGUGAAAAUUCUACAUUUGCCAUUCGAUCUUAAAUUGCACCAUUUUGUUCUGGUUCUUUCUUCUUUCUUGUUACUCUCUAGCUCUUUACAUGGGGGCUCGUUGCUCUAAAUUCUCUUUCUGCUGGUUCCACUCCCACCUCAAGCCUUCUGUUCUUGAGUCCUCUGACCAAGAAAAUGGUGAGAAGAAUGAGAGAAAAUUGUGGCCCAGUUUUGGUGAGUUCAGUUUGGAGCAACUGAAGACUGCCACAAAUGGGUUCUCCUCCGAAAACAUAGUGUCUGAGCAUGGUGAGAAAGCUCCCAAUGUUGUAUACAAAGCAAAGCUUGAUAAUGGACAGUGGAUCGCCAUCAAACGUUUCAACAAGUUUGCCUGGCCUGAUUCUCGCCAAUUCCUAGAGGAAGCCAAACAAGUGGGGAGCCUUAGAAGCGAACGCCUAGCAAAUUUGAUUGGUUAUUGCUAUGAAGGGGAAGAGAGGCUUCUAGUAGCAGAGUUUAUGCCACAUGAAACUCUGGCCAAGCAUCUAUUUCAUUGGGAGGCACAGCCAAUGAAGUGGGCCAUGAGGUUGAGGGUCGCUUUCUACUUAGCUCAAGCUCUAGAAUAUUGCACUAGUAAAGGAAGGGGCUUGUAUCAUGAUCUCAAUGCCUAUAGGAUCUUGUUUGAUCAGGAUGGUAAUCCCAGGUUGUCCUGCUUUGGACUCAUGAAGAACAGCAGAGAUGGCAAGAGUUACAGUACAAACUUGGCUUUCACCCCUCCUGAGUACUUACGGACUGGUAGAGUGACCCCAGAGAGCGUGGUUUACAGUUUUGGAACUCUGCUGCUAGAUCUCUUGAGUGGUAAACAUAUUCCACCAAGCCACGCACUUGAUCUUAUUCGUGGCAAAAACUUUCUGAUGUUGAUGGAUUCUGCCUUAGAGGGUCACUUUUCAAAGGAUGAUGGAACUGAGUUGGUUCGUUUGGCCUCUCGUUGUUUGCAAUACGAAGCUCGUGAGAGGCCAAAUGCAAAGUCUCUUGUUACGUCUCUUAUGUCACUUCAGAAAGAAACAGAGGUCCCGUCGUAUGUUCUGAUGGGUCUACGGCAAGAAACUGCAUCCUCAACAAAGCAAUUGUCGUUAACACCUUUCGGUGAAGCCUGUUUGAGACUUGAUCUUACUGCAAUCCAUGAAAUAUUGGAGAAGACUGGUUACAAGGACGACGAAGGAAUUGCGAAUGAGCUUUCCUUUCAAUUGUGGACCAGCCAAAUGCAGGAAACCUUGAAUUUGAAGAAGCAUGGCGAUACAGCUUUUCGAGCUAAAGACUUUGUCACUGCCAUUGACUGCUACACUCAAUUCAUAGAGGGAGGGACCAUGGUGUCACCCACAGUGUAUGCAAGGAGAUGCUUAUCAUAUUUGAUGAAUGACAUGGCACAAGAAGCUCUUGGGGAUGCCAUGCAAGCCCAAGUUGUAUCACCAGAAUGGCCUACUGCUUUGUAUCUUCAAGCAGCUUGUCUUUUUAGCCUUGGAAUGGAGAAAGAUGCUCAAGAGACUCUCAAAGAUGGGACUAACAUGGAAGCCAGAAAAAACAAAAACUGAAAAAUUGUAUAGAUUUUCCUAUUUUCCCUUUUUCCUUUUCUUGUCUUGAGAAUUAUUUAAUGCCCUUCUAAAGUAGUUUAUAAUUUGUUAGGCUUUGCUUCCCAUAUCCUCUACCAUCAUUCAUUUCUUUUUUAUUUUUUUGGCUUUUGGCUUUCCGUGAUGCCCGGGAGUGAAAAUACAGUGCCUGAUUUGAAAUUUAAUACGCGUGCACCCUCUUUUUCCUUCUUUUGUUUCA